Tribolium madens (black flour beetle) is the source of this 1753-nucleotide messenger RNA. RefSeq names its product cytochrome P450 9e2-like. The transcript is spliced from 4 exons. Bases 387 to 1709 code for a protein of 440 amino acids. Gene Ontology annotation, molecular function: monooxygenase activity; iron ion binding; heme binding. Lineage: Eukaryota; Metazoa; Arthropoda; Insecta; Coleoptera; Tenebrionidae. The record is from RefSeq and is a predicted model, not a curated record.
GAAACGAAGGCGUUUAAGACAUUGGAAAUAUACGCGUUUCUUACGACUUCGGAUACUGAUGGGAAAUCAUUUGGUUGAUAUUCUCUAAUCACAAUAUAAUACAUCGCAGUGAUAACAUUUAAAAGCUGAAGUUUUCUGUAAUGCAAAUGUGAGGUUACAAUAUUUUGACGUGAUUUUGACGUGAUUUUGACGUUUCCACCUCCACUCCUCUACCAGAUUAGGGCAAUUUUGGGCGGGACCGUUAAUGCAACCACGGCUACUUCUUGCUCUACCGCUCCAAUAAGUACUGGAUUGAAAGAGGUGUAAAUCAGGGGAACCCAAAACCACUAUUUGGACACUUCAACGGUACAACUUUUCAUAAACAAUCGUUUGCCGAAUGUAUUCAAAUGGUAUACAACUUUGCUCCAAACUCCAGAUAUUGUGGUAUGUAUCAAUUCACAAUGCCAACCCUCUUUGUCCGAGAUCCAGACUUGAUCAAACAACUCGCAGUAAAAGAUUUUGAUUAUUUUCUAAACCAUCGCACUUUUAUCCCGGAAGAGAGUGAUCCACUUUGGGGCAAAAACCUCUUUGCUUUAAACAAUCAAAAGUGGAGAGACAUGAGAAGUACCCUUAGUCCGGCAUUCACUGGCAGUAAAAUGAAAUUCAUGUUCCCACUAAUCUCUGAAACUGCCGAAUCUUUCAUUCAAUACUUUUUGGCAAAAAAUGAGGAUGUGGUAACAGUCGAAAUGAAAGAUGCUUUCACGAGAUUUACUAACGAUGUUAUUGCAAAUACUGCGUUUGGUGUUAAGUGUGAGUCAUUAAAAGAGCGUGAAAAUGAAUUUUAUUUGAUGGGGAAAGAAGCCACAAAUCUUAAGGGAUUCUGGAAAAACAUGAAAUUGCUUGUAUUUUUUAUAUUUCCUGAAAUCUGUAAAUUAUGUAAAAUCAGAUUUUUUUCUAAAUCCGUUGCCAAUUUUUUCACUAAUUUAAUUAAAGUGAAUAUUGCAAAUAGAGAAGAGUUUGGGAUAAUCAGACCUGAUAUGAUUUAUCUGUUGAUGGAAGCAAGAAAAAAUAAUUUGAAUGAACCAAUUUCCGAUGAAGACAUAACUGCACAAGCUCUCAUUUUCUUUUUCGCUGGUUUUGACACUGUGUCUUCAGCCAUGUGUUUCCUGUCGUAUGAAUUGGCAACUAACCCAGACAUUCAAAAAAAACUUCUUCAAGAAAUAGAUUCAGUUAAUGGAAAACCAACUUAUGAAGUUUUAAUGAACUUGAAAUACUUGGAUAUGGUAGUAUCAGAAACAUUAAGGAAAUGGCCGAUAAGUGUUGCUGCCGAUCGCAUCUGCAACAAACCAUACACAAUUGAGCCCAAAUUACCAAACGAAAAACCUCUCCAUUUAGAGAAAAAUCUACCCUUGUGGAUACCAAUAUACGCGCUCCAUAGGGACCCCAACUACUUUCCUGACCCAAAUCGUUUUGAUCCUGAAAGAUUCAGUGAUGAAAAUAAAGUUAAUAUUAAGCCAUAUACGUAUUUGCCCUUUGGAGUUGGACCGAGAAACUGUAUUGGCUCCAGAUUUGCUCUUCUCGAAUUCAAACUUAUAUUUUUCUACAUUUUAUCCCAAUUUGAAAUUAUUCCAAUACAAAAAACGCAAAUACCGUUAAAGCUUGAUAAAACACAGUUUGCGCUUACAGCUGAAAAUGGCUUCUGGUUGGGUCUUAAGCGGCGUGAAAAAUAAAAUAAAGUGUAACUCCUGACAUAAACUUUUAAAUAAAUCUGUUU